This is a messenger RNA of Aspergillus mulundensis, 1041 nucleotides long. RefSeq names its product bifunctional protein farnesyltransferase/protein geranylgeranyltransferase (gene ramB). Bases 1 to 1041 code for a protein of 346 amino acids. Gene Ontology annotation, molecular function: protein farnesyltransferase activity; CAAX-protein geranylgeranyltransferase activity. The record is from RefSeq and is a predicted model, not a curated record. Gene Ontology annotation, biological process: protein farnesylation; protein geranylgeranylation. NCBI's taxonomy places the organism in Eukaryota, Fungi, Ascomycota, Eurotiomycetes, Eurotiales, Aspergillaceae. The transcript has 2 exons. Gene Ontology annotation, cellular component: protein farnesyltransferase complex; CAAX-protein geranylgeranyltransferase complex; cytoplasm.
AUGACCGGAAAGUAUGCUUCUGACCCUGCAUGGGCCUCCAUCGCGCCCAUCCCCCUCAACGACGGCUCCGAGUCUGGUGCGGUGCCGCUGGCCACGAUCGCCUAUAGCGAGGAAUACCUCGAGGCGACCUCAUACCUCCGUGCGGUCAUGGCGGCAAACGAAAUGUCCGAGAGAGCGUUGGGACUCACUGAAGACGUUAUUUCCAUGAAUCCCGCCCAUUACACUGUCUGGAUAUACCGCGCCAAGAUCCUGUUUGCUCUGAACAAAGAUCUCCUUGAGGAGCUAGAGUGGUUGAAUGGCGUCUCCUUGAAAUACCUCAAGAAUUACCAAAUCUGGCACCAUCGCCAAGUCAUCAUGUCCUCACGAGAGCACUUCCCCACCCUCCCACCCAAAGAGAUGGACUUCCUGAUGGAGAUGUUCGCCCAAGACUCAAAGAACUACCACGUCUGGACCUACCGUCACUGGCUAGUCCGGCACUUUGAGCUCUGGGACUCGCCUCGUGAGCUGGCUGACAUGAACUCCCUUAUCAACUCGGACGUCAGGAACAACUCCGCCUGGAACCACCGGUAUAUGCUACGCUUUGGGCCUCGCAGCAAUGAGCCCGAUGCUGGUAUGGUUAAUGCUGAGGGGAAGCCUCAUGAAAAGGGCCGACUUUCCGUUGUUGAUGAAGACCUCGUUGAUGAGGAGCUGAAGUACGCCCAGGAGCAAAUCAUUCGCGCGCCGGAGAACCGAAGCCCGUGGUCGUAUGCCCGGGGUGUGCUACGGGCUGCUGGCCGACCGCUCUCGGAGUGGACUGGGUUUUCGCGAAAGCUCGUUGUCGACGAGUUUGAUGAGCAGGGACAGCUUUCGGGUGUGUCCGUGAAGAGUAGCCACGCUAUCGAGUGGCUGGCGGAUGUAUAUGCUGAUGCAGAAGGCCAUAAUCGAGACGAGGCUGUUAGGAUGUUGAAUCUUUUGAAGGACAAGUACGAUCCCAUCCGGAGAAACUACUGGGACUACCGCAUCCGGGCAAUUGAGGCGGGAGAGGUACCAGCCUCUGCGUGA